AUGGAAUUGAUAGCUAGGUACGAUUGGAAGUCUAUUCUUAUGUACGAUAAUGAGUUUAGGAAAUUGCAGGCUAUCUAUAAGUUUUCAUGGAGUUUUGACUCCACGCAUUUGCAUACGGUUUUACUUCAGCCCAUUUAUGAACCUAACCCACCCACAGCCACUACUAAACCAUCUGCUUCUAAUACCUACCAGCGCAACGCCUUUGCCAGCUUUACGCCAGAUGGUAGGGUUAUCUGCCGCAAUUUUAAUGGGCCCAGGGGUUGUACACUCCCAAAUUGUAAUUUUGCCCAUGUCUGUAAUCGCAAGAUUGCAGGGAAGGCUUGUGCCAUGUCUCAUCCAGGGUUCUCUCACAAAGUUGCCGAACCUCCAAGCGCGCAAACACCGCAAUGACUACCCCUACAUAAAUUAAGUAAUAGUCCCCUUAACCGCAAUCUUUGGCUGUUAGAAUUAUUCCUAUUAUUCCUAAACCAAAUUUCCCUGAAAUUCGCCUCAUCCAUGAUUGCUCUCGUCCGCACGGACAGGCUGUAAACGACUACAUCACUACCAAUUCUUUUAAAUUUCAAACUCUUGACGACGCUACUACAUUACUGCGGCCAAACUAUUAUAUGGCAAAAAUUGACCUCUGGCAUGCAUACCGCUCUGUUCCCAUUCACCCCGACAAUUAUAAAGCAACCGGGUGCAAGUGGCAAUUUCUUGGUGAUCAUAGCUAUACUUAUUUUUACGAUACUCGUUUCCUUUCGGAGCCAAAAGCUCACCGGAAAUCUUUCAUCGCAUUACGCAAUCGGUCCGCCGUAUGA
Molecule: messenger RNA, 797 nt
Organism: Porites lobata
Lineage: Eukaryota; Metazoa; Cnidaria; Anthozoa; Scleractinia; Poritidae
Source: the annotation of a GenBank genome assembly